AUGAACAGUAACUUCUGUCGGGCCCUUGUGGACUGCGGGGCUCCCAGCGGCAUGCAGUUGGGUGUCGUGGCCCCUGCUGGACAGACGCCGCUGGCAGCCACCGAGCCCCUGGGCAACGUGCCCUUCUUACUGUACCCGGGCCACGCCGAGCCGCCUUACUACGACGCCUACGCUGGGGUAUUCCCCUACGUGCCCUUCCCCGGCGCCUUUGGGGUCUACGACUACCCGUUCGAGCCCGCCUUCAUCCAGAAGCGCAAUGAACGUGAGCGGCAGCGCGUAAAGUGCGUGAAUGAGGGCUACGCGCGCCUCCGCGGCCACCUCCCCGGAGCCCUGGCGGAGAAGCGGCUCAGCAAAGUGGAGACCCUGCGCGCCGCCAUCCGUUACAUCAAAUACCUGCAGGAGCUGCUGAGAGCCGCCCCCGACGGCGGUGAUCCACCGGCUGCCACCUCCCCGCCACCCGUCCGCACCGGCCAGGGCAACUCGCCGCAGCCCCCCUUCCGGGUGACGGAGUCCAGUGGGUCCUCCCCUUUCUCCCCCUCGCCCUUCUUGGAGUCCGAGGAACCCAGUCUUUGA
Microtus oregoni (creeping vole) is the source of this 573-nucleotide messenger RNA. RefSeq names its product achaete-scute family bHLH transcription factor 5 (gene Ascl5). The record is from RefSeq and is a predicted model, not a curated record. NCBI's taxonomy places the organism in Eukaryota, Metazoa, Chordata, Mammalia, Rodentia, Cricetidae. Gene Ontology annotation, biological process: regulation of transcription by RNA polymerase II; developmental process. Gene Ontology annotation, molecular function: protein dimerization activity; RNA polymerase II transcription regulatory region sequence-specific DNA binding; DNA-binding transcription factor activity, RNA polymerase II-specific. The coding region runs from base 1 to 573 and encodes 190 amino acids. The transcript has a single exon.